Ostreobium quekettii is the source of this 834-nucleotide messenger RNA. The record is from the annotation of a GenBank genome assembly. NCBI's taxonomy places the organism in Eukaryota, Viridiplantae, Chlorophyta, Ulvophyceae, Bryopsidales, Ostreobiaceae.
AUGCUUGUUGUGCAAUUGGCAGCCCGCUCGCAUCCGGGGUUAGCAGAGACAGAAGAGAGCUGCCGAUAUCAGGUAUCAAGCACUGCCGGGCGGUACCCAUACAUGGUGUCCAUACGGCGUGCAGGAAGUCACGAGCACGUCUGCACUGGCAUCCUCGUGCAUCCAAAAUACGUCGUGACGGCAGCCCAUUGUGUCGACUUCGAAUCUGUUUACAGUGCGGGGCGCAGACCCCUCGUGCAUAUUGGACCAACGUCAGUACAUUACACGGAUGAACGAGUGGAGAUGAUGGUGGUCGAAAGGACAGUCAUUCACCCCAGAUGGCAAGUUCAAAAACAGCAAAAUUCAGCCUUCAAUUUAGCUCUUAUGGAGCUUCCAAAACCAUCACAGCACCAGGUCCCUCACGUGCUUUCAGACCAUGUCCAUUUGCGGACCGGUCAGCAACUGAGUGCACUGGGAUGGGGAUCAUAUGAUUCCGGUCCCUCUCUCGGAGGAGACAUAUUUGGGGGACUCAAAAUUGAGAGCCAGACGUUUAUUGAUGGAAAUGGCUGCAAUCGAGCGAACUUGUGGAAUGGAAGCAUUCCAAGUGGAUUGGUCUGCGGGCUGAACGAAAUACAAAAAGCUUCAUGUCUGGUGGACAGCGGAGGUCCCCUGAUGCUUCUCGACAUGCCCAAUUACGACGUUCGACGAGGAGAUCCAAAAUUCGAUUUUCUCGCAGGCAUUAAUAUCGACGGUGAACCUUGUGGAUCUCCGGGAAAGCCAGAUGUGUAUCUGGAUAUCAGGGAACACUUGAAAUGGAUAGAACUGAGUAUUGGUGCUGACGGAGUAGAUAAAUAG